UAUUUCUCUAUUAGAGGCUAGGCUAGUACAGAGUAGUGAUAAGUGGGUCACAGUAGAUGUUCAGAGGAGUGAUGUAAUAGUUUCACCUUGGUCUAUUCUAGUGAUGUUAAUUUUAUCAAAUUG
Messenger RNA from Ambispora leptoticha, 123 nucleotides. Lineage: Eukaryota; Fungi; Glomeromycota; Glomeromycetes; Archaeosporales; Ambisporaceae. The record is from the annotation of a GenBank genome assembly.